Messenger RNA from Morone saxatilis (striped sea-bass), 7281 nucleotides. It is a transcript of the gene ube2o, whose product is annotated as ubiquitin-conjugating enzyme E2O. The record is from RefSeq and is a predicted model, not a curated record. NCBI's taxonomy places the organism in Eukaryota, Metazoa, Chordata, Actinopteri, Moronidae.
GCUUCCAGGUUACCGUUUUUUUCAUUCCACCGUCAUCCUCGCGCUCUAGCAUCACUCCCUGACAACAGCAGCGAUGGCGGAGCCCGUAGCACCGGAGGCGGCGGCCGCGACGGACGCAGCGAUAGCGGCAGCAUCCCCGACCCCGGGCCUCUCUCCCGCAGCCAGCCCGGGCUCCGAGCCUCCAUCCAUGGCUCUGUCUCCCACGGCGGACGGCUCCCAGCGGCUGCUCUUCUCCCACGACCUGGUCUCCGGGCGGUAUCGCGGCUCAGUCCGGUUUGGCCUCGUACGGAUGAUCCACGGCGAGGAGGACUUUAACUCAGACUCGGACCUCGACGAUGGCGGAGGGAGAGGCGGCGGCGGUGGGGGAGGGGGAGGAGGAGGUGGAGGAGGUGGAGGAGGAGGAAGAGUCCCGGGUGGCUCGGACACUGAGAGCGCUGUGGACACCCCGAGUCGGCCUCUCGUCCGGGGGUUCGUCCGCGUCCAGUGGUACCCUGAAGGAGGGAAGCAGGACAUCAGAGAGACAAAGCUGAAACUUGAAGAUCGAUCUAUUGUCAUUAGAGACAUUGUGCGACGAAACAAUUCUAAUGACAACCAGUGUGGUAUUGUGACCAACAUUGACAUCGAGUGUGCAGUGAAACUAGUGGGAACAAACUGUGUUCUGUAUCCAGUUAAUAGCAAAGACCUGCAGCACAUCUGGUCUUUUAUGUACGGCGACUACAUUGCCUACGACUUCUGGCUGGGGAAAGUGUAUGACCUGACUAAUCACAUCAUCCUUAAGCUCUCCAAUGGAGCCAGGUGCUCGAUGAGUGUGGAGGACGGUGCCAAGCUUUACGACGUCUGUCCACAUGUCAGUGAUUCGGGUCUGUUCUUCGAUGAGGCGUACGGUUUCUACCCAGGCCAGGUCCUGAUUGGGCCGGCCAAAGUCUUCUCUAAUGUACAGUGGCUGUCAGGAGUCAAACCUGUCCUCAGCAGGAAGUGCAAGUUCAGGGUGGUGGUAGAAGAGGUAAAAGUGGUAGAACUGAAGGUGACGUGGAUCACCAAGAGCUACUCUCCCAAAGGUUCUGACAGCGUCUAUCCUCCUCCCUCCACCAUCACACAGGAGAAUCUCUGCAGGGUGAGACGUUUAGGAUACUAUGACCACACCCAGAGGCAGCUGGGAGAGAGGGCACUAUAUGUGUUCCCGGCUAAAGGGGACGCCACGCGCAUCACUUGUGAAGGACCCGAGGGUGCCCCAGUCCUUCCUGAAGACCCCGUGGCCAGAAAGUUGAAAAGGAUGUUCAAGAAGGAUUUGGGGAAGAAGACAGAGAAUGCAGACACACAAGGUGAGCACAAAUCUGAGCAGACGGACUCGUCUCAUUCCAACAACAACGGCCCUGUGGUUCCUAUCCAGAACCCUCUGGACCCCCAGAACACCAACGACGCCUUGGCUGAACACGGCGAACAGGACGCUGACGAUGAGGCUGCAGAAGACACUGACGAUACCAGCUCUUUGACGUCAUCGGCCAGCUCCACAGCCUCCUCUCAGAGCGGCGGUCUGGGAACCAACCGGAAGAAGAGCAUCCCGCUCUCCAUACGUAACCUGAAGAGGAAGCAUAAGAAGAAGAGGACCAAGUUUUCCCGCGAGUUCAAGCCUGGGGACCGGGUUGCAGUGGAAGUUGUAUCCACAAAGACCACGGCUGAUGUGAUGUGGAAGGACGGGCGGAUGGAGAAGGGGAUCCGGUCAAACGAUCUCAUCCCCAUCCAGCACCUCGACAGCCACGAGUUUUGUCCCGGGGACUUUGUAGUAGACAAACGACCUCAAGCCCUCCAGGACCCAGGAGUGUAUGGCGUGAUCCAGUCUGGUGAUCACAAGGGCAGAACAUGUGUCGUCAAGUGGAUCAAACUGAACUCCUCCAGUGACGACGUGGAGGUUAUCGGUUUGGAGGAGGAUGUCAGUGUGUACGACAUUGCGGAUCACCCAGAUUUCCACUUUCGCACCACAGACAUAGUCAUCAGAAUAUGGAACUCAGAGAACGGACAGAACGACUGCGAAAAUGAGACAUCAGUCGGCCAGGUGUCCAGAGUGGAUGUGAGCAGCAAAGUAGAGGUGGUGUGGGCAGAUAACUCCAUGACCAUUGUCCUGCCACAGCACCUCUACAACGUGGAGUCUGAGAUCGAGGAGACGGACUACGACUCGGUGGAGGAGACCAGCAGCGUCCUGUCCACUGAGGAGUGGGAGGACGAGAGCGACAGCUGGGAGACAGAUAACGGCCUCACCACUGAGGACGAUGGCCAUGUCAACAAUGCAGAUGCCACUGACACAGCGACCCCGACCCCCACGCCCACUGGCUCCACAACGUUCAUCAUCCCCCCUCAAGAGAGCAGCAAGGCCGGGGUCACUAGCCCCACUAAAGGAGUCCCUGGGGAGGAGGGAGAGGCGUCUGUGGCUGUGGCUAGUCCUGCUUCUGGAGGAGGAACCACUCCAGGAGCAGUCAAUGGUGCGGAGAAGCCCUGUAAAGAUGGUGCCUCUCGGGGCUUCAGGGAGUUGAAAGAGGCCUUGAAGAUCCUGGAGAGCCUAAAGAACAUGACUGUGGAGCAGCUCUGGACCGGCGGCUCCCCAACCUCCCCAACCUCCACUGAACCUGCUUCAUCAACUCACGUAGCUACUUCUGUGACACCCACGGCCCCCGAAAAACCAACCAAGGAGAAACGCUUCCUGGACGACAUCAAGAAGCUGCAGGAGAACCUGAGGAAGACACUGGACAACGUGGCCAUCGUGGAGGAGGAAAAGAUGGAGGCCGUGGUGGAAGCAGGGGGGAGUGGAGGAGCAGGGACAGAAGUAGAGAGAGCUGGAGAGGAAAAGCCCCAGCAGGAGCCGCAGACACCGGUGGGUGGACAAGAAUGGCCCAGCGAUUUCCUCAGUGACACACCAGUACUGUGCCAACAAAGUGGUGGCAAACCUGGAGUCACCUUCACCAGUGCCAAGGGAGAGGUGUUCUCUGUGCUGGAGUGGGCACCAGACACACACUCAUUUAAGAAAAUGGAGUUUCAGCCAGCGGAGGCAAAGAAGUUCUUCAGCACAGUGAGGAAGGAAAUGGCUCUACUAGCAACAUCACUGCCGGACGGCAUCAUGGUCAAAACAUUUGAAGAUCGUAUGGACCUGUUCUCAGCUCUGAUCAAAGGGCCGACUCGUACGCCCUACGAGGACGGGCUGUUCCUGUUUGAUAUCCAGCUGCCAAACAUCUACCCAGCUGUGCCGCCUCUGUUUCGCUACCUUUCGCAGUGCAGCGGCCGCCUCAAUCCCAACCUGUACGAUAACGGCAAGGUCUGCGUCAGUCUGCUGGGCACCUGGAUAGGAAAGGGCACUGAGAGAUGGACCAGCAAGUCUAGUCUGCUCCAAGUCCUCAUCUCCAUACAAGGCCUUAUCCUCGUCAAUGAGCCUUACUAUAACGAGGCCGGCUUCGACAGUGACCGAGGUCUACAAGAAGGUUAUGAGAACAGCCGCUGCUAUAAUGAGAUGGCCCUGAUCAAGAUGGUCCAGUCUAUGACGCAGCUCCUCCAGAAUCCUGUGGAGGUUUUCAAACAGGAAAUCCAGGAGCACUUUGCUUCUAACGGCUGGCGGCUCGUCCACCGUCUGGAUGUGUGGCUUGAGCUGAAUGAAGGUGCUGAGAGGGGCCAGGCAGCACACAUGUCCUCCAGGUCUCAACACUCAAAAGACCGAGCUUCAUCUGUGGAGCCUCUGGACGAGCAGCUGCCCCUGGGAGCGGGGCCCGUGGCAGUGGCCCACAGCAGCCCCAGUAAGCCUGGGGAGGAGGGUGUCACAGGAGCAGGAGUUACCAGUAUUAUGGAAGAGGAGCUGGAGGAUUCAGGGUUGAGUCCCUCCACUACAGCAGCCUCUCAGCAGGAGCUGAGCCAAAACUCAGACUGCGACAGCACCCAGGGGAGCGCCUCCCUGGGUGGUGAAAACAAGGGUGGCUCUACAGUCCCUGGCUCUGUAGUCCGCGGCGGGAUGUCAGAAUCGGCAUCAGCCACGGUUAGCGGAGGAGGGGUGAGCUCUACAGGAAGCCAGCCGGUGGUGCGACCAAAGAAACGGAGAAAGAGCUACCGGAGUUUCCUCCCAGAGGGCAGUGGCUACCCAGACAUCGGCUUUCCACUCUUCCCGCUCUCUAAGGGGUUUGUGAAGAGCGUUCGAGGUGUGCUGCUGCAGUACCGAGCUGCGCUGGCCGCCGCUGGCAUCACUGAGCACACAGAGGACAAUGUCUCUACAGAUGAGUGUGAUGAAUAGAGAGAGGUGGACCUCACAUGCGCAGUUACACAAACCAACGGGCGCUACCCUGUCACAUAGGAACCCUCAUCUGUUCAUGGACGCAGGUAAACACACAGAGCUUUUUACUGGAGGCAGUCAGUUUCUCUUUUGGCCUCAGCAGGACUUCAGUGGAGGUGGUGUGGAUGCAAACAGGACUGAAUGAGAUGAAAAAUCAGUGCCAUGAACCCUCUUUCAUCCUCCUCAUCCACCCAGCCUCCAGCGGCAUCCACCAUAUGGGCAGAGAUUUGCUGGAUAACCACUCUGCCGUCUCAAUCAGCCUGAAAAAUCUAAAGCAGACUUGUGAUCUUCGCUGCAUUUUGGGACGAGGUGAAAGGUGGCUGGGUUCCAUUGGAAAAAAACUGCAAGGCCCAGCUCACCUGGCUGUUGGGCCAACUGCGGCUAUCUGUAGCACUACUGAUACUAUCGCUGUACCAUCCUGCACUACCACAAACGAAUGGACAAUCUGGUCUUGGAGAGGUGACACUGUAUAAAUAUGCUGACCAGGAGGAUUCUUUUUAAAUAGAAAUCACUGGUUGUACGCUUUCUGCCAAAUUCUAUCUGUCCACAAACACACAAAUAUUCAAGUAGAACGUACUGAAUGUCAGUAAAACUGCCAACCACAACAGCUUUGCCACUUCUUCCACUACACUUGCUGGUAUUUUUCCUUCGCCAAUCACUCGCACAGAACCACACAGCAAACAUCGAGUGACAAAGUUUACAUACGAAUCACCUCUGGAGGUCAGACUGCUGUAGCUGUUUGGUGUGAAGAGAAGCCAGCCAGGCACAGGAUGACUGUUAGGUGGCUCUAUGUGAAGGUGUUUGUACUCUAGUCAAAGCUUAACACAGCUGCCGCCUCUAUAUACAAAAGUUCCAUUCACUUUCUGUAGAAUUUAGCAACGUUUUUCGAUCACCAAAAUGAAACUUGUGCUUUGGUGUUUUGAUGCAUUUGAGGUUGUUUUACUCACAGAGGCUGAACUGUACUUUGAGUGGAGCUUUACCCACAAUGCUACAUGUGGCCGUGACAGAGGUGAACCCACAUCACUGCAAAUGACACAAUUAUGAUAAAUGAUAAGUAGAAAGAAAACAUACAGCAUCCAUUCCGUCAUCUCAUGUCAACAUGUUGCCUUACUUGAACUCUUCUUAAUGAUCUCAGACCAUUGUGUACAGAGCUGCUUGUGUCAUGCUUUAGAUAUUAACCUAUACAGGCCUAGUCCUACUACACACGAAAAACCACUAAAACCCUGUUCCAGUGUUUUCCUCCUUUAAUACUGCAGAUCUCUGAUCAGUUUCCCCCCGUUAUCGGUUCUUAAUCCUGAGCUUUUUGCACUGCGGCCAUUGCUGUAUUAGAAUUUUUCCAAAUUGCACGUGCAGAGUUUAGAUCAGAAUACAACCUACAGUAUGUGUGAUGCUGAAGGUUUGUUGGCACUAUAAUUAUCUUGCUUGAUUUUUAUUAUUUCCUGUUAUUCCAUGUUUUCCCCCGACUCAGCGUCUUAUCCCACGAAGGCGACUGCUGACCCCAUUGACCAGAGAAAAGUACAGCACACGGACAAAACUUUAGCUGAUAGGACUUCUGUGUCUGUGUUCUUUUUUUUUCCUCUUUUUCGCUAUCUGGCAAAAAUCAAGGUUUUAUUUACCAAGUUACCAUAAAACUCUUUGAUUUGCCGCUGAUUGUGCUGUAAUUAACUGUGAACGAAGGUCACCUUUGGGUCCAAUCGUGCUUCCUGGGGAAAUCAGAGCAGUCUUUGUUUACAUCUUUUUAAAAAAACUGCAUCCCACCUCUAACAUAAUGUUCUUUUAUUUUUCUUUCAAGAUAUUAUGAAUCUCAAUGUAAUAAUAAUUAUUCUGAUUAUAACACAGGUCAGACAAACUCCCGUGCUUGCUAUAACCUGUGAAAUAAACAAGCGAGCGUCGGCUGUCUGGUAUUUUACUUGAACAAAGAACCUUGAUGCUGAAGAGUGUUUCUGAAUGAGAGAGCACACUGUGCCAUUGUGAAAUAUGAGUGAUGGGAGAGGAUACCAUGAGCCAAGAGUUGCUGCGUUUUAAAAAGACAUAAAGAGAAAAAAAUUUAAUCUCCAAAAUGAGGGUAUUUGUUUUCUUUGUCUUCCAUUUUUUUUCCCCCCACGACUCUUAAAAACUGGCAUUCCUGUACCAGGUGUGGCAAUCAGGCCUCCAUGACACCUUGUCCUCUUCCUGGAUUUGACUCCACCGUCAUUAUUUUGCUGCCUUUAACGCUACAGAGGAGGGUGUGUCGUCUUCUUGGCUGGCUGCUGUAGCCUUGUUUGCUUUCUUGUCUCCCUUUUUUUUUCCCCCCUCCACAUGCUGCUGUUUGUAAAAUGUCACCUUUUGCAAAUUCUUGGAAGCAGUGUGUUUAAAAAUGCUCAGUCUGAAGACAAAGAGAUCACAAACACACAGUCUCACCAAGAGUUGAGAGGUGACAUUAUUGCUCCAUCUUUCUCAUUUCACAGUCGCAGAAACAGAAAAUGUGAAGUUAUCUCGCUAGGAACUAAAAUCUGGCAGGAUACAGAGCACACGAUGCUAUGUACAAUUUUCUGUGUAUGUGUAUAAUAUUCAGAUUUAAACCAUUAUUAUUAUUAUUCUCAUUAUUAUUAUUACUACUGCGAGAAGUAUGUUUUACAGCCAAAGCAUGUAACAUGUUGCUUUAAGCCUUGUGAAUGGGCUACACACAAGACUUGACUGUACGAUGUCUACAUUUCCACAGUGGCCUGUUUAUUGAUAUAUUAAAAAAGAACUAAUAAAGUUAUGAUUUGUAGCCUGAUUCCCUCUGUACAGAUGUCAUGACUAUAUUGAAAUAUAUAAAUACACACAGUAUAUAUUUAACACACACCUGAGUUCUAACAAGUCACGUGGAUGCUUGGGCCAUAUAUGUACAAAAUGCUGAGUGUGUUAUUGUACUUACGAUUUCAUUUUUUUUAUUGGUUUACUUUUGUUGCGUUAAGACAAACUGUAUAGUGAUGUAUUAAACUUUGCAAGCGGUA